UGUUGUUUUUUUUUUUUUAUAUUUUCUCAAAGAUUCUACUUGCAUUCUGAUAAUUAGCCAUUGAUUAAUCAAUAUCGCUUGCGAUAAUUCUUUUUAUUCAUUCGUGAUACCGGCGAGUAUCUUUGAUGUUAAGAGCUUGUACGAACAGGAAAUACACAAACGUUUCAGCGGAGUAAUAAUUAGAAAAACGAGACUAUAUAAGUGUGACCUAAUCCUCAAGUUACCAGAAUACAAAUUGCUGUGUCACGAACUGUCGGAGUGCUGCUCCUACACAGGAUACGGUCAUAGACGGGCCAGUGAAUCCUAUUCGCGCGUCAUUGACCGACUGACUGUUAUAAGCGAAUUUUUCCGCUCCACUUUAAAUAAGGAUUACGCUGAAUAACAGAUGCAGCGCUUAAAUCGAUAGAGAUUGUAAUUUCAACCUUUUCGUGAAACGCAAGAAGAAAAAUGUAUCAUAUUUUUUUUUCUGAGAAAAAAUUAAUUGGUUUAAUUUAUAAAUGUGUAUACGUAUAUCUUUUUUCAGUAUAGUUUCAUUCAAAUCUAUUGCAUCAUCUCGUUAAUUGAAUCGGUGAUUUCCUUUGAAUUCAAGUUGUUUACAUAAAUUAUCAAGCACAAUCAAUUGUAUUUAAUUAUGUAUUACGCAAUUAUGUAUAUGCUUUUUUUCCCAUCGUGUUCACGGUCAACACAUUUUAUCGACGUAGUGCUAACACGAUACUGCGCAUGUAAAAUCGAAAUUAGAGGAAAAUAAAAGAUAUGACGAAACAAGGAUAUCAUAAAACGCAAUAGAGAUAUAGAGCACACUAAUUUGAGUCAUGAAAAUGGUUCUCGAAAGUAGAAUCUGAUCUAAAAUGAUGUAAUCGCAAGUUUCUGGAGAAACUCAAUCUAACUUUAUAGAAAGCAUAAAAAAAUUAUAUAUUUAAGCGAAAGAUUAAAACACUAUAUGAUUAAUGCAUCUAUAUGUAUAUACGAUGCCUUUCAUUUCUUUUAAAAUACCGCUAUCUUGCAAAUUAGAGAUAAAAUGAAAAGAAAAUAUAAAUCGUGUAUUGCGUGUAAAAGUAUACUUAACGAGCUAUCUUUGCUCUGAGAAGUAAUAUCGGAUAAAUUUAGAAAAUCAAUAUCAAUCUCCUUGCAUUGACAGAAGUUAUCGUGUAUGAACGCAUUGAAUACGAACGUUGCUUGUAGCUUAAAGAUAGCCUUCGACAACUUAUGCAUUUGUAUCAUGACAACUGGACCUUGAUACGCGACAUUUAUAAUCUAUGUAACUGAUGUGUAUUAAGUUUAAAAAAUCACUCAUAAUUAUGUUGGCUUGUGAAACUAAAUGAAAAAUGCAUAAAAUGAAUGAAAUAACAGAUAUAAUUUAAAAAAUUACCAAUUAUAAUUAUUUUAAAAAAUUUAUUGGUUCUAUUGAUCGGUUAUAAUUGAAAAAUUCACUAUAACAAAUGUGAAAAAAGAAGUUUGUUCAAUAUUGCUUCGCAAUCUACAUGAUAUUAAUCGAUAGCUUAAUCAGUAUAUAAUUAUGUCUAACAUGACACUUUAAUGUUUAAUGGACUCGAAGCGCAAGAAAAAUUCACGGAAUAUUGUUGCUGAGAUUAAUUAAUGCUAUCAUCGGAUUACAGCACAUAAAAGCAAAUCGCGGAAAUUACGCGAAAUGAAGGCGAUUGUGCAACUCGCAUGUAAUGCGUCGUAAACUCAUGAAUGAACCAGAAUUUUCCACGUGUAUCAGCUGAUGAUUGAUGACGUAACCGAUGCCUAUAUGACUGCCACAUAUGUGACGUCACUCGCAAGGGAAGAUAUCGAACAAUGCUCGUCACAUUGUGUAUCACACAUAUUUAAAAAAUUUUUAGAAAUAACUUUUAAAAAAAUGUCAAGCCUGUAUAUCCUAAAUAUGUAUAUACAAAGAAGAUGAUAAGAGAUAAAGUAUUAACCAGCUUAAAUCGAUUUCCAACGAUAUAGAAGACAAAGUCAUUAAAAUGAUUUUGAAUGAAUGUUUUUUAAAAACGAAUCUUUCAGAUUACUAAGAAAAAUAAGAACAAACCAUAGCAAAAGAAUCGUAAUAACAGAGUGCAAAUUGAAUGCAUCAAAACGAUAAGGUAAUUACUCGCGACAGAGCAUUACCAAGCGACGUCACUAGGAUUUUCAAUGCAAAGGCGGCCCUUUCUGAUUCAUAGAAAAUAAUGAAAAAUACUGAUAAACCCACAUAAAAAGCGUAAGAAAAUCAUCGAUAACACAACGCGAUUUGAAUGUACCGGAACUAUGACGCUACCAUCGACGAUGGGUCGUCCCGAAUGACGUCACGUUAAGACUUCGAGCACGAAGACGAUCCUUCCAGAUGUCUGGGAAUGACGAUAGGGGUUCGCUAUUGGCAUACAGACACCAGAAUAGCAUCGAAGGUUUGCGGACUGACUGGAAAGUGGCUCGGAUCGAUAAACGUGCGUCUGCUCCGUCCGGCUCCCACCGACAGACACACACACGCUCACACACAAAGACACAUGUGUCCCCAAACUAGUUUUAAGGAGGCAUGCAUACACGCGGGCACGAUGCACGAUCCCGAUCAGUCGCGAUGUAACCGCAGCGUGAGACGGCCUCGCACCAGGCCAUCGGGUGACCGCCAUCAGAUGCUCGACGUAGGCUGAUCUCGCGCUGAAGAACCGAUCACCGAAGCCGGCGAUCAGCGACCUGUGACACAGAAGGGGGUCCAACGGUGGGUCUCGUCCUUGGGAAUCAUCGGGGGUCCGUCUGCGACCACGCCUGAAAAACCAGUGAUCCUCCACAGGAAGUUACCUUUCUUCGACUGGCACAUCGCUGGAUUCAUAUUUUCAUUUUCGCCGUGAUUAACCGACAGCAGUCCUUCAGAGAAUCUAAUCGACGAGAGAGAAGAGGGAGAGAUAGUUGUUUCUCCCGGCAUAAUUAUAUAAUUUACGUUAUUUGCGUCCUGAAAUACAAUUGUCGUCGUCGUUACCAUCGUUGCCGUCGUCGUCGUCGUUGUCGGCGGCGCGAGCCUUAUCAUUCUCAAAGAAGAAUGGCUAUAUAUUUACGGCAACGAGUUUCACGCAGCCCUCAGUAGAAAGAUGAUAGAGGGCCAGGUGCAUCAACAUCCGGUACGAGUGCCACCCGACAAGUCACAAUCGUCCCAGACUGCCAAUACCGGCAUCAAGUUCGAAAAUGAGCAAUGUAAGGAGCCCCUGCUUCUGGAGAAGCAAAACUCCCACAAGAUGACACCGACCGAUGGCCGCUCGCGGACCACCUCCGAGUCGAAGGAUACUAACAGCAAUGGACAGGCGGCCACGGCAAAUUCCACUAUAAGCGGUGGACACAACAUCGAGGACUGCUUCGAGGUGACCAUGUUCGACGAGGGUGCCGAUGGUGGCCGGCUGCCAGACGUCGUCGCCGAGAGUAAGAUCUACGAUGUGGCCGAUGAGAACGAACCGCUCGAGUCGUACUUGGCGAUCACCAUCCAAGUCUUCAUACCCUUCCUCAUCGCCGGCUUGGGCAUGGUGGGCGCCGGAUUAGUUCUCGACCUGGUCCAACACUGGGUAGUUUUCGAAAAAGUCAAUGAGCUCAUGAUUCUGGUACCAGCACUUUUAGGGCUGAAGGGUAAUUUAGAAAUGACCCUGGCAUCGCGUCUUUCUACUCAAGCGAAUCUCGGACACAUGGACUUGCCGAAGGAGCAAUGGCACAUGAUCAUUGGGAAUCUCGUUUUAAUACAGUGCCAAGCAAUAGUGGUAGGCUUCCUGGGUUCCGUGGUGGCGAUCGUGAUGGGUGCCUUUCGCAACGGCACGGUCUCCCUGGAUCACGCCUAUUUGCUAUGUGCUAGCAGUCUGGUCACCGCCUCCCUCGCUUCCUUUGUUCUGGGCCUUAUUACCGCGGGCGUAAUCGUCUUCUCCCGUCAUUGCAAUAUCAAUCCAGACAACGUAGCCACGCCGAUAGCCGCCAGUCUCGGCGACAUCACAUCCUUGACACUUCUCUCUUGGAUCGCUACCGUGCUCUACGAAUCUAUAGACAAACAAGACUGGGUAGCGCCCCUCGUCAUAGCCUGUUACAUCCUUGUGACACCGCUCUGGGUGUGGAUCGCCAAGAAGAACAAAUACACCAACGACGUGCUUUACUUUGGUUGGACGCCAGUUAUGGUGGCUAUGUUAAUCAGCAGUUGCGGCGGUCUCAUACUAGAAUUCAUGGUGUCGCGUUUCGAAAAUCUGACGGUGUUUCAACCGGUCAUCAACGGUGUCGGCGGGAAUCUAGUGGCCGUCCAAGCCAGCAGAAUAUCAACGGCGCUUCACAAGCAAGCCGAACUUGGCACGCUUCUGAUACCACCGGGACACACGCAUCCCGUCAUCUUUAUCACUCCUAUUGCUAAUUUCUUCGGGAAAGGUACGCACGCCAGGACGACGAGAGUCUUGAUGACGAUGGUGAUACCGGGCCACAUCAUCUUCAUUUACCUGAUUAAUUACAUGAAAGACGGCAAUACGUCGAUGACGCCGCUCUUCGUCUUCGUUUACCUCUGCGCGGCGAUGCUGCAGGUCGCGGCGCUCCUCUAUAUCGCCUACAUAAUGAUCCACUGGAUGUGGAAACGAAAGAUCGAUCCCGAUAACUCAGCGAUACCGUAUCUGACUUCGAUGGGUGACUUGCUCGGGAUCAGUCUGCUUGCGAUUGCCUUUCAAUUUCUGUACCUGGUCGGAGAUCAAGAUUUCGACGCGCCCUGAUCGUAGAAGUCAUAAAUUAUAUAAUGUUUUCCGGCGAACGACGGCCACAAGUUAGAGAGCUGUCGGACUGAAAGGGCAUUCCUACGAGGCUGUGGUCGUCUGAAAGUAUAUUCCACCGAACGCUAUCUUCGAUCUGCCAAUCCACCGAGUCUCACAAGGACGGAUGGUCGCAGUAUUUAUUUGGCAAAGUAUUAACAAUUCGUCACUUUUUUAUCUCGUCUUUUUGUCAAGAAAUUGAGAUUAAUCAUCAAAUAUAUUAAGACUCCCUCUUCAUAUUUUGCGAAAACUUAUAUGUAGAGUUAUUUUCGGCAAAAUCUUGCCCGAUAUCUCAGUAUUUGAUAAUUAAUAAAUUUCUAAUGCAUGCAAAAUAAAAGUAAUGGAUCGUUAAUGCUUUGUCAAGCCGAGCGGACAUACUCAGGUUUUAAUUAGGUACUAAUAUAUCAGAAGAUAACAAAGGUUGGUAUACCGGAUUAUAGCUACUAAUAUAUUAAAAGAUAACGAAAGAUCGGUAGCAUGCGGCAAAUUAAUUUGUCGAAUAUAAAAAUUACGAUUGAAUGUUUGCAAAUAAUGUUAUCUUCAAAGUUUAAGCCUAAAAUUUGAAAAUUAAUUUCUUCAAAAACGGACGAUAGAUAAAGAUAAUAAAUAGCAUUAAAUUAAUUAUUUAUUAAAUAACAACAAUAAUCUGACGAACAAAAUUUUCGACAAUAUAUGUUUGGCGAAAUAUCUCCUGAGCGUAACUCAAAGCCUAAAACUUCGUUAAUCAUAGCUUACAUAUAUUUUAAAAUUCAAGAACAAAAUUCUCGUAAACUACAAAGAAAAAAAAUUGAAGCGAAGAUUUUCGUAUUUUCUGAAAAUGGAACGGAAUAGAGUCUACAAAGAUAUACAUAUAUAUAUAUUAAAUUGCAAUCGCGAAGAUUACGCUAAACAUUUAAUAUAUAAGUCCGUAGACUCUCAUUCAUUUUUUUAAACUCAGCGAGAAUUCUGAUUCUUCCAUCAAACACACGUAAAUAAAAAAGUACGCGUAAUCAUAUUACCAAUUGCGCACGUGUCUUCGAAUAGUUGCCUUCGUAUACGACGAAAUUUAGAUAAGUAUUUAGAAGCUGCCACGCGAUCUAUUUUUGGAAGCUUUAGAAGCGUUCUCGGAUUUGCUCGAUCUAAAGUACAGGUAUACUCGUUGCAUAAACUAUCUUAACUUUUGCGAUGCAGUUAAUUAGAAUUUAGUCUUCCUUGUGCAGAUAAGCAGUCCCCAUUUUUUCUAAUUUUCGGAAUUAUUCGUUAAAAAUAAUCAAAGUCUUGUGUUUUUACAAGAAUAAUUGUCUGAAAAAAAUAAAAUACAUUAUAGAGUGAAAAAUUGAACCGAUCAUCAUAAGUUCGAGAGCCAGCAAAAUCACAUAGAAUCUCGUGUGACAGUGAUCGAUGAUGGUUUUUCGUGCUAGUAUUAUCACUUGGUCAAAAAUAUAUUUUCAAAAUAUUUUGAACAGAUUAAAUUUUGCACAUAUUAAUGUACCGUAACUUAUACGAAAAAAAAGGAACUAUACAAGUUUGCGAUACUUGAAAGAACGCGAUAAUUGAAGCUUAAUAUUUGAAAUUGAUGUAAAAACGAAUGCGCAGUUGUUAAGAAAAUAUAAUCCACAAAUUAUAUUCGAUUAAUCGUAUCAAAAUAUCAUUGUAAAUUUUACGAAAAGGAUGCGAAGAUGGUGGUGUUUAUGUGAAUGUUGGUGAAAUUGUGCACGAUAGAGUAGCAUCUCUUUAAGGAGAGAACGACGAGUAGCAUUUAGUAACAUAAGAAAUGUGCAUUUAGUUAAUGCUUAGUUGACAAUUAUCUCUGACAUCGUGCGAAUAAUUUAAUUCACAUAUUAAUUACGACACGUAGUACAACACGUCUUUUUGUGUUCAAAGAUAAAGAGGUUUUAACGCAUUCACAGCGACCCUUCGGUCGAGAUUAAAUUCAUUCAGUCUGUCAAUUUAUGUAAGUAUUAUACUGUAUAGUAUUAUGUAAAUUACAAUAUUCCACAAAGGAAGAGCUAACAGAGAAAGCGUCGUUAUAUCCCCGUGUACAUAUUACUGUGUAUAAUGUGCAUAUUUUAUAUGUACAUUACGUAUAUUAGAGGCGUCGUGUCGGAGACUAAUAUUUAGUCUAUGUGAUAGGAAAAGGGAUUUAUAUCCAAGAUGAUAUCGCCUUUCGAUACAUACAUUCAGUAUUAUCGCUUUACUAUUGCCUGAAAUUGCUAUAAAUGCGAUUCUAGCAAAGAUAUCCGGUUCCGCCGAAAGAACAUCACGCUUCUUUUGACACAUGUGUUUUGUAGCAAACUGCGUUCGAGUCGAUCCGAUUAUGAUAGCACGAUACACUCUUGUACGAGAAAAAAAAAGAUAUUACAACAUUAACGUUACACGAUUAGCAUUAAUUCAUUCAUUGUCGAAUUAUUUCAUUCAUCUCGACUCGCGGUAGUUGCUUCACGAGUUUUAUCAACGCGACAAAGAAGAUAUUGCGAGAUUAUGUAAAAUGCAAAAAUGCGCUCGCAUAUUAGCGAACAAAAAUUCUCUUAAGCCGUAUGCAUAUAUUUUGUUAUACAAACGAUUACUUUAAAUGAUGUUUAUUGAUCGUCUAUUGCUCGUGGCGUCGUAGCAAAUGUCAUUCGUUUCAUUUUAUAAGAUCGAUAUAUCCUUUUUCUUUUUUUAUGUACGUUUGUUUUAUUUCUAACGAGCACAAUAAUUGUAUUAUGGGAGGGAACGUGCUAUAUAUAAAUACGCAGACAAUAAUACGCAAUCUCUGAGAACGGAUACAUAAAGUAUUUUGUAUGUAAAGUUGAACGAGUAUACAUGAUCCCUUGUACAAAGCUGACUUUUACAAAUAAAAAUGGAAACGACAUAUAUUUUAAAUCAUUUUUUAUUCUACUUGUGAAGGAAAAUGAUAUCGUAAGCAAAAACGAUGCUGCCACUCGAUCGCCGGAUUGCAAACUCUUGUCUCGAUGUAAUGUAUUCCAAAAAACAUAGUCGUCUUUAAGCAUUGUCUGUAGUUUAAAGUAUAUAUAGCGUUUGUUUUCCGUAAACUAGAAUGACAGACAAUAAUAGCAAAGGAAAAGAGAAAUAUUUUAUAUACAAUAACGUGUUAAACUGUAUCUUAUGAACAAUAGAACUGGAUAUUUUAACGGAGAAAUCGAGCAGUGUACUUCGGAAAUAUGUUCCUGUGUCUACAUUAUGUUGAAAUACAUUAAAAGAAAACAAGAUAGGCACUUUGCAUCGUUACAAUCAAUUCCGCAAAUAUACUAAUAGCGAUAUCUAUAGUUAAUUGCGGCAUGAAUCGCACGAGUUUUAUGACGACGAGCGUGAUAUAGCGCAAUGAUAUCCCGAUAUCUAACUGGAAUUAUGCUCUUAAUUGUUAAACACAAAAUCAUCAAACAGCAUAAUAUAGUCGAGAAAUAUUUUGAUGUAGAUCUCAUCGAAAUGUAAUUUUUGUAAAAUAUGUACAAAGAAAAAAAUAAGAUGUACAAAAAGAAUGUUCUGGCUUUCUUUUAAA
Formica exsecta is the source of this 8217-nucleotide messenger RNA. Its product is annotated as solute carrier family 41 member 1-like. Gene Ontology annotation, biological process: monoatomic cation transport. The transcript is spliced from 8 exons. The coding region runs from base 3069 to 4700 and encodes 543 amino acids. Gene Ontology annotation, molecular function: monoatomic cation transmembrane transporter activity. Lineage: Eukaryota; Metazoa; Arthropoda; Insecta; Hymenoptera; Formicidae. Gene Ontology annotation, cellular component: plasma membrane. The record is from RefSeq and is a predicted model, not a curated record.